Glossina fuscipes is the source of this 1119-nucleotide messenger RNA. It is a transcript of the gene MED20, whose product is annotated as mediator of RNA polymerase II transcription subunit 20. NCBI's taxonomy places the organism in Eukaryota, Metazoa, Arthropoda, Insecta, Diptera, Glossinidae. Bases 272 to 1009 code for a protein of 245 amino acids. Gene Ontology annotation, molecular function: transcription coactivator activity. The record is from RefSeq and is a predicted model, not a curated record. Gene Ontology annotation, biological process: regulation of transcription by RNA polymerase II. The transcript has a single exon. Gene Ontology annotation, cellular component: mediator complex.
UUACUGAUUUUGCUGUAUGUUUGAUUUGCGGCUAACAACGCCUCAACAAUGCGUUGUGUGCAGCACUUUACUUGGCGAUGAAUUUAAGAUUUCCCCAGCUUGGCAAUGACAGCGCUGCCAUUUGCAUUAUAAAGAUUAUCUUAUUAAGAAGCACUAGGCACAACACUGAAAUCUACCAACAGCUGUUUUGCUGCACGUCUUUUGUGUUAUUUACUGCUCUGAUAGUCAGCAAAGUUUGUUUUAUACCAACGCAAAUUCAUCAAAGUAAUUUAUGGGUGUUACUAUUUUAUAUUCUUACAUAACACCCGAAGGUAAAACGGGUGCGCAGGCUAUUGAUAAUCUAAGUAAGCGGCUGUUGGCUUUGGGCGCUGUACAUACCGGACAAUUUCUUGUAGAUUGUGAAUCUUAUAUGACCGCCCCGCAACAUGGACCUUCGAAGGUGGUUCAUGUUAUACAUAAUUCCGAAUACCCGGUUACUACGUUUUCUAUACUUGACACUGGUACCGGUAAACAAAUUCCUCUAAUCGCGGAUAAUAUAUUUGACCUGGUUAUUAUUAAGAUGACCGCCAUUAAUACAAAUAAAAAGCAGACGCGCAUAGAAUCGAAAGGCGCUCGUUUCGAAUACGGCGAUUUCAUUGUAAAGUUGGGUUCAGUAACUAUGACUGAGAACUUCAAAGGUAUACUGAUUGAAAUUGAAUACCGUGCUUGCUUAGUUGUAAGUUUUUGUUGGGAAUUAAUACGUGAAAUGAUGGAGAGUUUUCUGGGUACUACGAUGCCGAAAGAAUAUCCUGCUUACUUUACGUCGCAGACACACACACACACAAUUGUAAAUGCUAUGGGUCAACAACAAAUGCAUGCGAAACAAAAUGAUACAUACGACAUAAUGGAUACUGUUAAUCAAUAUCUGGAACAUUUUACAAAUUAUCGCAAACAAAGUAAUAUACCUCAAUCACAAGUGGCAACAGGACCAGCUAAUGUUACUAUGAGUUCUGGCUUGAGAGUUGGAUAAUUUAUAAAAUAAGAGAUCUAGUUAUAUAAAAUUAAUUUAGGUUUGCUAUUUAAUAAGUGUAAAGAGCUGUAAUAAAUUUAGCUGAAAUUUAGUGCUUCACUUUACAACAA